UCAAUGAGCCAAUGGUUUCGCUUAAAUCUCACUGAAACCGACCAUGGAUUUGCAAGCAAAUUGAGAAAAAACGAAGCCAUCAACAUUCCAAUUGGUCACCUUUUUUAACAUAACCGUACAGAAGUGAUGAAAAAUGGAGCGAUUAUCAUUGUGUCAGAGAAAAAAAACUAUGUGCUGAUUUGAUUUUGUUGCAGGACUCUGGUUCUUCACCACCUCAAAAAUGGAAUCUCAAUCAAAUGUUGCAGAAAAGCAAUAGAAAAAAUGAAAACUUUGGAUCUGAUUUGUGAUGGGUAUCACUAAAGACUUGUGUGGUUUUUUUGUUAAUGGAGGAAUUUUUAAAGGAAGUGUUAAAUUGGAAGUGACAAUGGCAACAGAAGAAACCAAAAACCCAAAUGGAUAACCCACAGAAUUAUGGAGUUUUUGGCUUUUGGGGGGUUCAUCCUUAAAAGAGGCUAAUGUCUAAAAAUGACCUCGACAUGGUGAUGGACACGUGUCCACCCUCCUCGAUCCUCAAAACCCUCGCGAACCUCCAUAAAUCUUGUCUUUUCUUCCUUCUUGAGCUCUUUAUUUCACUUCCUUCGCCUCCAUUUCCGCUCUCAAUCUUCCACUCUGCUUUCUGGGGUUUUCUCUUUUCCAAUUAAGGAGUUUUUCUGUAUUUGGGUCUGUGAUAUUUUGUUGUUGAAAUCACCUGAUUUAAUUGCUUCUCUCCUUUGCUUUGCUGGGAUUGUAACUUGUGUGAAGAAACCCCAUGAUCGUAUUGGAUUUCGUGGUGAGAUAAGUCCAAUCUCAGAAUCUAUUACCUGAGGGAGACAUUAUUACUCCAAUUAUUGCUGUUAUCGUGUCUUGUAGUGCAGUUUCUGAUCUCGCCUUUUCGUUUCUACGACACUUCUCAUUUGGGUUUUUUUUAGAUUUCAUUUUGGAAGUGUUUUUGUUUUUGUUUUCAUGAGUUAGUUCUGUUAGACGAGAUAGGAACUGUGGUUACAUAGUUUAGGGAAGGAAAGAGGGUAUCUGGUUUCGGGGGUGGUUUGUGAUUCAGUUUUAGAACUGGCUAAGAUGAGCCUGGAUGCAGCUGAGGAUGAAUCAACCUCUGAAAUUCAUAUUCCAGCAGAGAUUGAUUGGGAUAUGUUAGACAAAUCCAAAUUCUUUUUUCUGGGUGCUGCUUUAUUUUCAGGUGUAUCAACAGCCCUUUAUCCUAUUGUUGUUUUGAAAACUCGACUUCAGGUUUCAUCUACCAAGGUAUCAUGCUUUAAAAUGUCAUAUUCUAUCAUGCGUCAUGAAGGCUUAAGAGGGUUUUACAGAGGGUUUGGAACCUCUCUAAUGGGAACUAUCCCAGCUCGGGCCUUUUACAUGGGGGCUCUUGAAAUUACCAAGAGUGGCGUUGGAAGCGCAACGAUUAAGCUAGGCUUUUCAGACACCACAGCCAUGGCUAUAGCUAAUGCUGCUGCAGGGUUGAGCUCAGCCAUGGCUGCUCAAUUGGUUUGGACUCCAAUAGAUGUUGUAAGCCAAAGACUAAUGGUUCAGGGCUGCAAUAUCAGUGCUAAAAACAACGUUUCUAAUCUUAAUUCUUGUGUCUAUAGAAAUGGUAUCGACGCAUUUAGAAAAAUCAUUUAUGCUGAUGGUUUGCGAGGAUUAUAUAGGGGAUUUGGGAUUUCUAUAUUGACAUAUGCUCCAUCAAAUGCAGUUUGGUGGACUUCUUACUCUGUGGCUCACAGACUCAUUUGGAGUGGUCUGGGCUACUACACAAGUAAGAAGGAUGAAGGUUGUAUUAAUGGUGGCUAUGGGUUUAAAACAGAUUCUAAGGCAACAGUGGCAGUUCAAGGGUUGAGUGCCGCCUUGGCUAGUGGAGUUUCUGCUAUCAUAACAAUGCCACUUGAUACCAUCAAGACUAGAUUACAAGUUUUGGAUGGAGAAGAAAAUGGCCAAAGACGCCCUUUGACGGCAUUGCAGACCAUACGGAACUUGAUGAAGGAAGGUGGGCUGAAUGCUUGUUAUAGAGGGCUUGGACCAAGGUGGGCUUCAAUGGCCAUGUCGGCAACCACCAUGAUCACAACCUACGAGUUUCUCAAACGGCUGUCUACUAAGAGCCAAGAUUGUUUGAGCAGAGGAUGAUGAUAAAUAUACAAAGGAAACAAUGCAAGUUACAUGAUUGCCAUUUUCUGACCAUAGACUACAAUGGUUUGGAUAUUUUCCUUGAGGCAGAUAAUGGGGAACAUAACGGACAACUAAGGUCUGUGCACUGCUUUGAUGAUUUAGUCUGCACAGCAAGCAAUAAUGAAGUGCAUCAAUUGAAUCCUCUAAGCAAGCAGCGAAGGGUCAGCCUAAACUACUAAGGCUGCCAGUUUCAUCCAGUUCAGAAACGUUAAGAUCCUUCAGUUGUAAGGGUGUGCUAACUUUAGUUUUGCAAGGAUACAAUUACUGAGAAGUGGAUGUAACAACAGGCAGGAAAUAAAACUUAAAAAGGAAGUGUUGGAGGCCUACACAUCUCUCAACAGAAACAAGAGUGCUUCUUAUCUCGGCUUGGUCGCAGCAGUGAAUUAGCCCAGUAGAGCUUACGUUUGAUGGGAUUACACUCCUUCCUUCUAAUCGGGAAAUCAACAGGAGAUAGUUGGUUGACAUUGCCUCCUCCAAGAGGCUGCCAAGCCCACAUCGGUCAGCUGCAGAACCUUUUGUCACCGAACUGACACAGAUGAAACCCUGCAUCAAAACACCAUUGAUCAGGUCUCAAGUUUUUCUUGAAGACUGUUUGGAUUUCUUCAAUAAUACAAGCUUUUUCGAGUUAAUUACGCCUUGUUUUUAUAGUGAUGUUUAUGGUUCCUAUUUCUUGUUUCUCAUUUGGUGUUCUCAAUAAAAUGUGAUUGUUUCUGUAUCAUUACUCUUUUUAGUUUCUCAUUUCUUUAUAGAAACUGAACUAUGAAACAAAGAAGUUGAAACUGAAAACAAAAACGCUACAAAUUGGGUCGGUUACCUCUUCAGUUCUUUGGAUAUCCAUUCCGAAACGAACAUCCCCUGGUGCAGGAAUCAUUUCAAGUCCAACUUCUGAUACGCCAGGCAGAAACCAUAGCCUUAUCCCAUGCACAACCCGCAAGCUUGGAGUGUUGUAUUGUUGCUUGCUCCACCAUGAUUCUUUUCGUGUGUUCCUAUUUUUCUUCUGCAUGUGAAGAAAAUUUAUAACAAAACUAACAAGUGAGAUUCGACAUGGUUUGCAUAUGGGAUGUUAAGGAGCAACUGGAAUUAAGGUCUACAAAUAUCAAACCGAUAUGUGUAUUACUUGAGUUACAUUAACUAUCUGUUCCGAUUGAAUAUUGACAAACACCAAAGGUGCUCCUGAAGAAACUGCAGCACAAAACCAGGCCAUACAUCGGCUAGUUGUGGCCUCCAUGGAGUGCUCGCCUUUCAAUGGCAUGAAUAGGAUGGAGCUUAUGACUGACGAACGAUGAUCAGGAAGAUUCUGAUCGAGUUUCUUGCUCCAUUCAUACUUCACACCUUUUCUGUUAAAUUCUCCACCAUUCAGUUCAGAGCACUGGUCUAGGGUGAGAUCCCCUAGUAUCGCUACAUGUCGAUCAUCUGUUGCCGCCCGAAUGGUGAAUUUUCGUUGUAAAAUCGAUGCCUUCUCUUGAAUGAUGCGUGCUCGAAGCUUAAGCGUGGCAUCUCCACGCUUCACCUUUAACCACACAACUUCGAACUGCUGGUUGAUCCGGCCCAGCUGCGAACUAAGAUCAGCCUUGGCCUUGGCCGAUACGAACAACUCAUCGUUAUCACCUUCUGCAACUCCUUCAAUUACAUCUCCAGGUAACGGCAUGGUCUCGUCCCAAUCCUCCAUGGCUUCUUGCUUCACUUUUUUAACACAAACGACUGUUUGAAGAUAACUCAUUUUUUAGGCUUCUGAAAGAUCAGUGUGAAUGUGAUAUUGACUGUGCAUAUUGUUGAGCUUAAAUUCAAGAAAAUGGUGGUGGCAUCGGAUCUGAAUAUUUCUUGAAUAUGUUUCGAACAUCUCAAGGGUGUGAGAUUUUAGGACUUCACGCCUAGGAAUUUGGCUAUUUUCAAUUACUUUAUUACUA
This is a messenger RNA of Cucumis sativus (cucumber), 4058 nucleotides long. RefSeq names its product solute carrier family 25 member 44. The coding region runs from base 1054 to 2109 and encodes 351 amino acids. Gene Ontology annotation, biological process: transmembrane transport. The record is from RefSeq and is a predicted model, not a curated record. NCBI's taxonomy places the organism in Eukaryota, Viridiplantae, Streptophyta, Magnoliopsida, Cucurbitales, Cucurbitaceae. The transcript is spliced from 4 exons.